AUAAGCCGGAUCCAAUCGAAGAUUAGGAAUCAACAACGCAAUCUUCAACAAUUACAGAUGUUUCCCGACUCAGAGAUUGCUCAGAAAUAUGCUUGUGCUCGCACGAAAACGUCUUCUAUUGUGAACGACAUUGCUUGUGAUGCACAAAGUAAAACGAUAGCUGCACUCCAGAAUUCAGCAUUUUCAGUGUCAAUCGAUGGCAGCAACGACAGCGAUUGGAAGCUU
Stegodyphus dumicola is the source of this 225-nucleotide messenger RNA. RefSeq lists its product as uncharacterized. The record is from RefSeq and is a predicted model, not a curated record. NCBI's taxonomy places the organism in Eukaryota, Metazoa, Arthropoda, Arachnida, Araneae, Eresidae.